Guyanagaster necrorhizus is the source of this 2134-nucleotide messenger RNA. RefSeq names its product translation factor GUF1, mitochondrial. Lineage: Eukaryota; Fungi; Basidiomycota; Agaricomycetes; Agaricales; Physalacriaceae. Gene Ontology annotation, biological process: positive regulation of translation. The coding region runs from base 62 to 2020 and encodes 652 amino acids. The record is from RefSeq and is a predicted model, not a curated record. The transcript has 18 exons. Gene Ontology annotation, molecular function: GTPase activity; GTP binding; mitochondrial ribosome binding. Gene Ontology annotation, cellular component: mitochondrion.
CUUUUUCUCGACUUCGACUUGCACUUUUCCUUUGCUUGGAAGAAAUGAACUCUUUCCCUUAAUGUCAAUAAAUUUGGCAUACGUGUGGCGCUCCGCCUGUCUGCGGGUCGUUUCACCCUGCAACCAUCGCGUUUUCAGCACCCGUGCUCCUUGGAACGCAACCAAAAGCCCCGAGGUGCAUAUUCGCAUGGAGGAUUUUGCUUGUGACGCCAUACGCAAUUUCUCCAUAAUAGCGCACAUCGAUCAUGGAAAGUCAACGCUUGCCGAUAGGCUUUUAGAGCUUACCGGAACGAUUCAGAAGAAGCGGACAGGGAAGAAUGAGCAGGUUUUGGAUAAGCUUAAGGUGGAGAGAGAGCGAGGAAUCACUGUGAAGGCCCAAACGGCCAGCAUGUUUCAUAAACACGAAGGAAAGAUGCAUCUGUUAAACCUUAUCGACACUCCAGGACACGUAGAUUUCGCGUGGGAAGUCUCUCGGUCGUUAGCUGCGUGCCAGGGAGCUUUGUUGUUGGUUGAUGCCAGUCAAGGGGUCCAAGCACAGUCUAUAUCAGUUUUUCAUAUAGCAAAAGAACGAGGGCUCAAGAUUAUCCCUGUUCUGAACAAGAUCGACCUGCCUGCUGCACAACCAGAGCUCAUGGCUGCACAGAUAGAAACCGCCUUUGGCAUUGAUCCCACAGAUAUUCUUCACAUAUCGGCCAAGACGGGGCAAGGUGUAGAAGAGGUCUUGAGGGCUGUUAUUGAACGAGUACCACCACCAACGGGAGACCAAAAUACGCCGCUGAAAGCCUUUCUUUUUGAUUCUCUGUACGAUCGUUACAGAGGUGUAAUUUCUUUAAUCAGCGUACAAGGAGGAGUUAUACGGAAAGGCGACAAAAUAUCUUCAUGUCACACACGGAAAAGAUACGACGUCACGGAAGUAGGGAUAAUGCACCCGGAAGAAAUCCCCACAAACAGUCUAUACCCCGGACAGGUGGGCUAUAUUGCUUGCAACAUGAAGGAAUCAUCGGAAGCUCAUAUCGGUGAUACAUUACAUCGCCUCGGCGCACCCGUUGAGCCUAUGCCUGGUUUCAAGCCAUCGAAAGCCAUGGUUUAUGCUGGGGUUUUCCCAGUAGAUAGCAGCGACUUCCCGAAGCUCGAAGAAUCCAUCAAGCGGCUUACUCUUACCGACAGAAGCAUAACUAUACAACGUGAAUCUUCCUCCGCACUGGGACAAGGCUGCCGUCUGGGCUUUUUGGGGACCCUGCACAUGGACGUAUUCCGGCAACGUCUGGAGGACGAAUACGACGCGAACAUCAUCAUCACGGCUCCCACAGUACCAUUCAAGAUAAUCCCGACGAAGGGCAGUGACUACUUUAUUAGUAACCCGACGGAGUUCCCAGAUAUUGCUGAAAGCAUGGGCAAGGUCAAGGAGGUUCAGGAGCCUAUUGUCAGUGCGAGUAUAAUCGCUCCGGAAGAAUACUUCGGAGAGAUCACGGACUUGUGCUUCUCUCAUCGGGCUGAUAAAAUAGAUCAUCGGUAUCUAGAUGCUGGUUCGGGUAUUGCGUCGUCAAGGGUUAUCAUUACAUGCGUUAUGCCUCUAAGCGAGAUCGUAACGGACUUUUUCGAUCAGCUGAAAAGCCGGACCUCCGGGUUCGCCAGUUUUGAUUAUGAAGAUGCUGGGUAUCAGAAAAGUGAUUUGGCUAAGAUGGUUUUCUUACUAAACGGCAAGCCUGUUGACGCCCUUGCACUUGUUGUGCAUAAAUCUGCACAGGACAAAAUCGGUCGCGCCUGGGUAAAGAAACUUCAUAAAGUUAUUCCUCGGCAACUCUUCGAAGUCCCCAUUCAAGCAGCGAUCGGUAAAAAAGUCGUCGCCCGGGAGACGCUCUCUGCUAUGAGAGCUGAUGUCACCGCAGGACUAUACGGAGGUCAUUAUGAGCGGAAACUAAAACAUCUAGAGAAUCAAAAGGAAGGGAAGCGAAGGAUGAAGAGAGUCGGAACGGUAGAGCUUCCACAGGAGGCCUUCUUUGAUAUUCUCAAGAAAUAGUUGGAUCGUGUACAACACUAGCACUACUCUAAUUAUACUGAUAUAGGAUGACUGGCUGCUGUAAUGUAUCGUCAGAUCUAUAGCACUGUAUCUUCGUCGUCGUAGGUUUCUUUC